CUGAGAGAGAACCUAGAGAAAACCGAUUUGAAUUGCCAGUCUCAACUGAGCGGGCGGAGUGGCACCGCGUCUUUGUUCAAUAUCGGCUUGACACAACUGAAAUAAAAUAAUACCUCAACAAUGCCUUCGCGACAGUUUCCCGGAUUGGAAGUCUCAUGUCUGGGGAAUGGGAUAGUGAUGGACCAGUGUGGCUCCUAUCUGAAGAGGAAGAGACAAGACAGUGAGCAGUUGUCAACUACCUGCAGUCUGGAGUACACAGAUUUAGAGGCUGCUGAGGUUCUGGUCUGCAUGAGUUCUUGGGGCCAGCACCGCCCGAACCCCUUCAAACCCAGGCCGCUCACUCCUGCCUCAGACUCAUGCGACUCCAUCCUGGCUCCGGACCCACCAGAGCCCCACAAGGACUUUGUCUCACUCUCCUCCCUGUGCAUGACUCCUCCACACAGCCCCAGCUUUGCAGAGACCUCCACCAGCACCUCCCCUUUGAGCAGGCCCAGCUCCAGCCUCUCUGCAGGGAUCUGCAGGGUCCCACAGUCAGCCAUGAUGACCAUCGCCGAGUCCCCAGCCACAGGAAAGGUCCCAGCACCCUGUCGAGCCAUGGCCACCAGUGUAAUCCGUCACACUGCCGACACACAGCCCUGCCAGCACAUUCCAGCCUCCCCCACAGAGCAGCCCAGACCCUGUUCACAGCACACAGUGAAGACUGAACCGAGCACACCUCCAUCAGCCCCCUUCACACCCAGCCCAGCCCCCUCCUCCUGUAAGGAGGCGCCAGUCAAGUCUGAGAAGGACGAGCAUCAGACUAUCCACUGUAAGGAGAACGGCCCUCCGGUUAAUGCCCCUCUUCAAAACAUCUCUCCCCUCCGUCUCUCCCCGUCCCCCAACCCCAGUCCUCCAAUCAUUUGCCAAAUGUUCCCGGUGAGCAACAAAUCGGGGGUGAUCUCGGCGUUCAUCCAAGGCCCGAUGCAGACGUCGGCGAGUCCCACGUCCAUCCUGCCCCAGCCUGGCCCUCCAGGAGCCCUGCAGCAGCCCUUCCUCAUGGGUCAGGGGACGGUCAUGCUGGUCCUCCCCCAGGCCAGCGUCUCUCAGGCCCCCCACUGCUCCCCACAGACAGUCAUGACCCUGGGGCACACCAAGCUUCUACCUCUGGCCCCCGCUCCGGUAUAUCUGCCCACCGGGCCCUGUGGCUCCACCAAGAUGGACUUCUCACGCCGGAGAAAUUAUGUGUGCAACUUCCCUGGCUGCCGGAAGACCUACUUCAAGAGCUCCCACCUGAAAGCACACCUUCGAACACACACAGGUGAGAAGCCCUUCAGCUGCAGCUGGGAUGGCUGCGACAAGAAGUUUGCACGCUCCGAUGAGCUGUCACGCCACCGCCGGACCCACACAGGUGAGAAGAAGUUUGUGUGUCCUGUGUGUGACCGACGGUUCAUGCGCAGCGACCACCUGACCAAACACGCCCGCCGUCACAUGACCACGAAGAAGAUCCCCUCCUGGCAGGCCGAGGUCCGCAGCCUCAACAAAAUGGCCGCUCCCAAGCCACUGCCGGCCAAACCAGCGCCAUUGUCUGUCAGUGUGCUGGUACCUGCCUCAAACUAAACUACGUUCAGGCUACCCCUUAGUGACUUCAUAUCCAACCCCAAUGCUAAGACAGGGAUGGGCCAGCCAAGCACACACGGCUGCCUUUUUACUCAUGGAAAUGUCUGCGGACAGGCACUGUACUCUUCCUCUACUGCUCAUUUGUACAUCUUUUUCUUUUUGCAAAAGCAUUUUUUUUUUUACUUUUCAGAUAUUUUACAAAAUUGUAUGUCUGUAUGCACUCUGCCAAAGCCUUUGUAAUGAACUUAAUCUUACACAUUUCAUCCAUCUUUUUUGUUUGUAUAUUUGUACAUAAUAUCUUUGUGGAUGUAUUGUGCUUGUAUUGUAUUCUGAACUGCAUUUAUUGAUUUGGGGAAAUGUUGUAAUGUGUAAAACAAUCUACAUGGAUAGUAAUCUACUGUGAUAUUUACCUAUUCUAACUUUUCAUAUUAUUUAAUACACAUUUGUAAUAAAGAAAACAA
Messenger RNA from Esox lucius (northern pike), 2057 nucleotides. RefSeq names its product Kruppel-like factor 11b (gene klf11b). Lineage: Eukaryota; Metazoa; Chordata; Actinopteri; Esociformes; Esocidae. Gene Ontology annotation, molecular function: DNA-binding transcription factor activity, RNA polymerase II-specific; RNA polymerase II cis-regulatory region sequence-specific DNA binding. The coding region runs from base 121 to 1596 and encodes 491 amino acids. The record is from RefSeq and is a predicted model, not a curated record. The transcript has 4 exons. Gene Ontology annotation, biological process: regulation of transcription by RNA polymerase II.